Physcomitrium patens is the source of this 2053-nucleotide messenger RNA. RefSeq names its product UDP-glucose 6-dehydrogenase 4. Gene Ontology annotation, cellular component: nucleus. The record is from RefSeq and is a predicted model, not a curated record. Gene Ontology annotation, biological process: glycosaminoglycan biosynthetic process. Gene Ontology annotation, molecular function: NAD binding; UDP-glucose 6-dehydrogenase activity. Lineage: Eukaryota; Viridiplantae; Streptophyta; Bryopsida; Funariales; Funariaceae.
GCACCCCAGUUUAUAGUCUUGUCGUUUCCCAGUUGGGUUCUUGUGAAUUCCUCAGUUCGAAACCGCACUUGGGUUGGUCUCUGCGGGUCAAAUCUUGCAGUGCUGAGGUUUAUCGACUGUUUCUUUUUUUCUUUUUUUUUUUCUUUUUUUUUUGAGGGGCUUUGCUGCGGGUGGUGGUGUUGCUGUUUUUGCUGGAGAUUUUGGAUUUGAAGCGAGUCAAGAUGGUGAAGAUAUGCUGCAUUGGUGCUGGGUAUGUCGGGGGUCCAACCAUGGCCAUGAUCGCGCUGAAGUGCCCCGACAUCGAGGUUGUGGUAGUCGACAUCAGUAAGCCCAGGAUUGCGGCUUGGAACAGCGACGAUCUGCCAAUUUACGAGCCAGGUUUGGACGAGGUUGUGAAGCAGUGCCGGGACAAGAACCUGUUCUUUUCCACGGAGGUGGAGAAACACGUCGCAGAGGCAGAUAUUGUGUUCGUGUCUGUGAACACGCCCACGAAGACGCGGGGUUUGGGAGCUGGGAAGGCCGCGGAUCUGACGUAUUGGGAGAGCGCAGCGCGUAUGAUUGCGGAUGUGUCCAAGAGUGAUAAGAUCGUGGUGGAGAAGUCGACUGUGCCCGUGAAGACUGCCGAGGCCAUCGAGAAGAUUUUGACACACAAUAAGAAGGGUAUCAAUUUCCAGAUCUUGUCGAACCCGGAGUUUCUUGCCGAGGGGACUGCGAUGGAGGAUUUGGACAAGCCUGACCGUGUGCUGAUUGGAGGUCGUGAGACUCCCGGUGGCCAGAAGGCGGUUGCGGCUCUCAAGGCUGUGUAUGCUCACUGGGUGCCGGAGGAUCGCAUCAUUACUACCAACUUGUGGUCUGCCGAGCUCUCCAAGCUCGCCGCCAACGCUUUUCUGGCGCAGAGGAUUUCGUCCAUCAACGCCAUGUCCGCUUUGUGCGAGUCCACUGGCGCGGAUGUGAAUGAGGUUGCGUAUGCCAUUGGGAAGGACAGUCGCAUUGGCCCGAAGUUCUUGAACGCAAGCGUUGGCUUCGGUGGGUCUUGCUUCCAGAAGGAUAUCCUCAACUUGGUGUACAUCUGCGAGUGCAACGGCCUCCUCGAGGUUGCCCACUACUGGAAGCAGGUGGUGUCGAUCAACGACUACCAGAAGACGAGAUUCGUCAAGCGCGUUGUAUCGUCCAUGUUCAACACUGUGUCCGGAAAGAAGAUUGCCGUUCUUGGAUUUGCUUUCAAGAAGGACACUGGUGACACACGAGAGACGCCCGCUAUUGAUGUCUGCCAUGGCUUACUAGGCGACAAGGCCCUGCUUAGCAUUUACGAUCCCCAGGUGACAGAGGAGCAGAUUAAGCGUGACUUGGCUAUGAACAAGUUCGAUUGGGAUCAUCCCCAGCACUUGCAACCUCAAAGUCCGACUGCUUUCAAGCAAGUGAGCGUUGUAUGGGAUGUCUAUGAAGCGUGUAAGGAUGCUCAUGGUAUCUGCGUCAUUACUGAAUGGGAUGAGUUCAAGAAGCUCGACUACCAGAAGAUCUACGACAAUAUGCAGAAGCCCGCCUUCCUCUUCGAUGGACGCAAUGUGCUCAACGUCGAGGAGAUGCGCAAGAUCGGUUUUGUCGUGUAUUCCAUUGGAAAGCCUCUGGAUCCAUGGAUCAAGGAUCUCCAAGUCUCCAUCUAGAUAAAGCACCGUAGUGGCUGAUUUUUACUUUACAUCAUUCUUUACCCCUGACCUGUAGUGCACCGGUCAGUACGCACCCUGGUCUUGUUUACGCCUUUGGCUUCAGGACAGGAUUAUGCACAUAGACAGUACAUAGCGUCAAAAGAUCGCGCUGUUCUCACUUACUAAUGUUUGAGGCUGCUCGAAUUUUAAUCUCUAGAGAUUUUAUAGCCUUAGAUUUGACGGUUUAGAACCUGGUGCCCACGUCACUGAAUCAGAUGAAGGCCAAUGUUGUCUGGAGACGGUAUAUUCCUCUGAUUGGUUAUUUGAAGGACACUGCGCAGUCACUUAUCAACACUUUGAAAUACAAGGUUGCAAAGCAUACUAGAUGUGUUUCCUUUUUUUUUUCA